This is a messenger RNA of Onthophagus taurus, 1378 nucleotides long. NCBI's taxonomy places the organism in Eukaryota, Metazoa, Arthropoda, Insecta, Coleoptera, Scarabaeidae. The record is from RefSeq and is a predicted model, not a curated record.
CUACAGAUAAUCUGGAUAAUCUAGAUCAGUCGUUCAAUUGAUCUAGUUAAGAAGCUAUAUAUAUUUAUAUAGAAUGGUACUAUCUAAGCAAAAUUUUAAGCCGAAUAGAUAAUUUCAACUUAUGAAAAUAGAAUUCGAUUUCAUCUCUCUUGAAUUGUCAUGGAUAAGAUUAAUUAUCCAUUUGCCAGUUUUUACUGUAUCAUGAGCAACUAAGAUCUUAUCUAUAUCAAAGAUAAGAUGCGGACAAGUACUCUGGAAGCUGCUCAGGAUUUAGAUAAUAUGGUAAAAGUAAUCCUUAUGAGGAAACAAAGAUGAAGAAGUAAUUUAUUGAUGGAUUGAAUUUGAAAACUGAACAUCUAUAUAGGUAAUUAGCUAAGGAAUACUUAAUCUAUUAUAAUAAAAGUUGUAUUAAAUUAUUUAACAGUAUUAUUAACACUAAGAAAAUGUCAACAUUAAUAGAUAAAACAAAGCUAAUUCCAGUGGAUUAUUCUAAAGCAAACGCUAAAAACCAUGAAGUAUUUUAUCAUUUAUUCACAAAAUCAUCAACUGGAAGUCAACUAAUAUCCAAAAUAACCAUUCAAACAAUCCAUUGGAACAAAACACAUGAAACUAAAGUGUUCAUCCAUGGUUGGAAGUCUUCAAUGCAUAAAGGAAAUUGGUACCACGCAUUUAAAGACGCCUACCUCAAGAAAGGCGAUUACAACAUUUUGUUUGUCGAUUGGUUUAUACCAGGAAAUCAGGAAUUUCUUGUAGCAGCAGCUAAUGUAAAACCUGUAGGAUAUUUCAUAGCAGAUUUUAUAUUAGCUUCAAAAACACCAUUAGAAAAAAUUCAUGUUAUUGGUAAAUCAUUAGGAUCACAUGUUGCAUCAUUUGUUGGAAAACGAAUUUUUGAAUUAACAUCAGAAAGAAUUGCUAGAAUAACCGGAUUAGAUCCUGCUGGGCCUACAUUUGAGCAUGAACAUCUAAAUGAACAGCAAAGAUUAUGCAAAUUCGAUGCUGAAUUUGUUGAUGUUAUUCACACAGAUGCUGGUUAUUUUGGAUUUAAUACAUCGAUUGGAACAGUCGAUUUUUAUCCAAAUGGGGGGAAAAACCAACCUGGGUGUGGAGAUGAUGAUAUUGGACAUGAUGAAUGUCAUGGAAGAUCUAAUUUAUUCUUUUUAGAAUCGAUUAAUUCUAAAAAUUUUGUUGCAAGAAAAGCUGAAAGUUGGGAAAAAUACUUGGAAGGAAAAUACGACGAUAAUGAAGGUGUUAUUUUUGGGGAAGAUGUUCCAAAGAAUGCCACAGGAAAUUAUUAUUUUAAAACAAGUUCAAAACACCCAUAUGCUGAGAUAUAAAAAGAAAGAUCUAAAAAAUUAAAUUUAUUAAAAAUUAGCAAAUU